AUGGCAAUUGCAUCUGAAUCAAAAAAAGAAGUUAUAGAGGAUUUAAUUGAAGCCUUUUCUUUAGCAAAUAUUCCUCUUAAAAAAAUAAACAGUUUACUUCUCUUUUUUAAAAAACACCUUAAAGAAGGUGGUGCAAUUCCCCAAGCCUCUACACUAUGUCAACUUUACUUACCUCAUGUAUUUAAUAAUCAUUUUUCUUUACUCCAAGAUUUUUUUAAUCAAAAAUCUGUAGCAAUAAUAAUGGAUGAAACUAUGGAUGAAUGCUCACAUCAUGUUAAUAAUUCAAUAGUUGGAGAAGUUUUAUUAACUCUUUUGGUUAAAUAUAAUAUUGCUUAUACUUUGCCAAGAUUGUUUGUUUCUGAUUCAGCGGCAUACAUGAAAAAAUGUUAUCGUGAAGUAUUAAAACUAUUUAUGCCGCAGUUAGUUCAUGCACCUUGUUGUGCACAUAUUAUUAAUCUUAUUGG
Molecule: messenger RNA, 464 nt
Organism: Dentiscutata heterogama
Lineage: Eukaryota; Fungi; Glomeromycota; Glomeromycetes; Diversisporales; Gigasporaceae
Source: the annotation of a GenBank genome assembly